Messenger RNA from Aspergillus terreus NIH2624, 1635 nucleotides. Its product is annotated as putative ER to Golgi transport protein (Sly41). Gene Ontology annotation, biological process: phosphoenolpyruvate transmembrane import into Golgi lumen. The coding region runs from base 1 to 1635 and encodes 544 amino acids. Gene Ontology annotation, cellular component: endoplasmic reticulum; Golgi apparatus. NCBI's taxonomy places the organism in Eukaryota, Fungi, Ascomycota, Eurotiomycetes, Eurotiales, Aspergillaceae. The transcript has 2 exons. Gene Ontology annotation, molecular function: antiporter activity; phosphoenolpyruvate transmembrane transporter activity. The record is from RefSeq and is a predicted model, not a curated record.
AUGACUACCACUGUCGUGACAGGCACUGGACGGCGAUCUUCCAUCAGGCAGCCCGAACUACAGACAUCCCCACUGGCCACCAGUUCGCAGUCGAUGACGAGUCCGAUUGACAAAUUUCCACCGUUCAAGGACGAGCUACACGAGACGACCGCGGAAUCGGCAGACCCUUCCACAGUCAGAUACACACAGAGCGAUCGCUGGGAACCACGCCGGUCCAAUUAUCUACCCCGAGACCUCAAGAAUGGGACUGUCCGAAACUCGAAGCACAGACCGCGGAAAAGCAUCAGCGAGGCGAUUACCACCAUCAGAACACGCAAUGCCAGUGUGAGUGCGAAUGCGCAGGAAUUGGCCGAGGCGCUUCGGGCUCCUGUGUCUUAUCGGAUAAUUGUCCUUUGCCUGAUCUGGUACACCACCUCUGCCCUUACGAACACCUCGUCCAAGUCCAUCUUGAACGCACUCCCCAAACCGAUCACCCUCACCAUUGUACAGUUCGCCUUUGUGCCGACAUGGUGCCUCCUACUGUCGUAUCUCUCGUCCUCCUUCCCCUGGCUCAGAAACAAUGUGCCAGCCCUGAGGAACGGACUUCGCUCCCCUUCUCGGGAUGUCAUUGUCACCGCGUUACCUCUAGCUGUCUUCCAGCUAGCUGGUCACAUUCUUAGUUCGAUGGCUACCUCGAAGAUCCCCGUGUCGCUGGUCCACACGAUCAAGGGGCUGUCGCCACUCUUUACGGUGUUGGCGUACCGGGUUCUGUUCGGCAUUCGAUACGCUCGCGCAACGUACCUGUCGCUUAUUCCUUUGACGUUGGGGGUCAUGCUUGCAUGCUCUACCGGGUUUUCUACAAACUUUUUCGGGAUCUUGUGCGCUCUCGUUGCGGCCUUGGUUUUCGUCUCCCAGAACAUCUUUUCAAAGAAGUUGUUCAACGAGACAGAGAUGCCAGGUGCGGGGCGGCGAAAAUUGGACAAGUUAAACCUACUUUGCUAUUGCUCCGGAUUAGCAUUCAUCCUAACGCUGCCAAUCUGGUUCGUCAGCGAAGGAUAUCCCCUCGUGUCCGAUUUCAUUCAGGACGGGGCGAUAUCUUUGUCCGGCAAGAAGGGCGCCUUAGAUCACGGUGCCCUCUUUCUUGAGUUCUUCUUCAAUGGAUCGGCUCACUUUGCGCAAAACAUCUUGGCAUUUGUCCUCCUCUCCAGAAUAUCGCCCGUAUCCUACUCUGUCGCGUCGCUGGUCAAGCGCGUGUUUGUCAUCGUCGUGGCGAUCGUGUGGUUUGGUAGUUCAACCACCUCGAUACAGGCCUUCGGCAUUGCUCUCACUUUUAUUGGACUCUAUCUCUACGAUCGCAACAGCCAUGAUGAUGUAGCGGACCGCAGGGCCAACGCCGAUCAUUUCCGCGCUACCGAGUCUGUCCUCCCUCUGAAUGCGCGAACUGGCGGCAAAGCCUGGGAUUCAAACGGGUACGCGUUCCCAUCGGCAACGGGGAUGGAACAGCAGUCAUCGAACAGUGUUUCCUUCGCCCAGGCCGACCUGAAGAAGGAAGAUGACGCGCCAGGCCAAGGUCGACCACGAGGUAGUAGUAAUGCCCGAGCAUGGCUGCCCCCUGGUACGAAGCAAGAGACCACAUGGCAACCCAGUGACACUUAG